Messenger RNA from Daldinia childiae, 1200 nucleotides. Its product is annotated as Extracellular exo-alpha-(1->5)-L-arabinofuranosidase. Gene Ontology annotation, molecular function: hydrolase activity, hydrolyzing O-glycosyl compounds. NCBI's taxonomy places the organism in Eukaryota, Fungi, Ascomycota, Sordariomycetes, Xylariales, Hypoxylaceae. The transcript is spliced from 2 exons. The coding region runs from base 1 to 1200 and encodes 399 amino acids. Gene Ontology annotation, biological process: carbohydrate metabolic process. The record is from RefSeq and is a predicted model, not a curated record.
AUGAAGGGCAUCUUAUCCUCUCGGCUUGUCAUCCUCACUUCUUGUCUGUGUUUAAGUACGGUCACUGCCCAGGUCUUCGACCCGAAUAAGGGCAGCUCAUCGGGAUGGGAUCCAGCUGUAGUCGGAACGAAUAAGACCACCAAUGUCACCUUCUCGAAUCCCGUCAUGACCCUCAAUGUUGGAGAUCCUUUCAUGACCAAGUACACUGCCGACGACGAGGACUGGUAUCUUUUCACAUACACAACGAACUCUAAUAUUACGUUGAAGCGUUCGAGAUACCUCACUGACAAUUGGGAUAAUGUCGAGAGUAGGGUCGUCUUCAAUCCGGAUCCUACUAGCGGAGAACCAUGGUCGACAAGCUUAUGGGCUCCUGAGAUUCAUAACAUAUCCGGUUCUUGGUAUAUUAUCUUCACUGCUACAUCUGACGGUGAUAACCCACCGCCGCUCCUCGACGCCAUGUGCCCGAUUAACUGUCCCGCAAUUAACCAUCGUAUGUUCGUUCUUGCAGGUGAUGGGCCCGAUCCUUGGACAGCUAAAUUCGAGAUGAAACCUAUGCUGGAUACUUACGACAUGUUCGCUAUCGAUGGCACAUAUUUCCACUUCGAGGAUAAGCUAUACCAUAUCUACUCCUGCUGGGAGCAAAAGUACUCCUCAUGGCCGGCCAACUUGUGCAUCACGCGCAUGUCAGACCCGUGGACGAUCAACUCGACACUCUCCGAACGCCGGAUCAUCAGUAUACCAAACGAGCCCUGGGAGCAAGUCCCGUAUGGCCGUCCAAUACGACUUGCGACGAACGAGGGACCUCAGCAGCUCACGAACCCCAAGACGGGCCAGAACUUCGUCAUCUACUCGGCAGCACGCGUAAAUACGCCAUUCUACUGCCUAGGUAUGCUUGAGCUUGUUGGUAACGACCCAAUGGAGUACCAAUCGUGGAAGAAGCACAAAGAUGGAUGCGUCUUCCAUCAAAAUACAGCGACGGGAAUUUACGGUACGGGUCACGCAAGCUUCGUCUCUUCGCCUGACGGCUCCGAGGACUAUAUCGUAUACCACGCGCAGACGACGCCGAACCCAGCUUCAGACCUGUUUCGCACGGCUCGGAUACAGAAGUUCACAUGGAACGAGGACGGCACACCUAAGUUUCCACUUGCGGAGAAUGGUCCCUUCUCUGUUCCUGCUGGGCAGAAAGCUCUCACGCAUUAA